Condylostylus longicornis is the source of this 2957-nucleotide messenger RNA. RefSeq lists its product as uncharacterized. The coding region runs from base 492 to 1964 and encodes 490 amino acids. Gene Ontology annotation, biological process: protein N-linked glycosylation; N-acetylglucosamine metabolic process. Lineage: Eukaryota; Metazoa; Arthropoda; Insecta; Diptera; Dolichopodidae. Gene Ontology annotation, cellular component: membrane. The transcript is spliced from 2 exons. Gene Ontology annotation, molecular function: beta-1,4-mannosylglycoprotein 4-beta-N-acetylglucosaminyltransferase activity. The record is from RefSeq and is a predicted model, not a curated record.
AAUAACUAGUCAAUGCAAACUUUCCUUAAGGUUAAAAAUUGUAUUAGCUAUCCUAUACAAAAUUUUGUGUUACCAAAAUUUGUGUAAACACUUUUAUUUACAGAUUAAAAAUGAAGAAACGCCAAAAACAUGUGCCUUAUUAUCGUCAAAUGUUGUUUUGAACACUCAGCUGUUUUGACUAAGAAGAUUUUAGCCAGCAGACAGAAUAACGAUUAAAUUUACUUGUGCAACAAGAAUCAAAAAGUGAAGUCAUUUACUCAAAUACUCAAAGUUAAAUUUAAAAAUAAUACAUAAAAUUUAACAAUACUUUGAAUAUAUUCAUAAUAAUUUUUAAUAUGCAUAUUGGCCAUAAUUUCAAAAAUGAACAUCACAAUUAUUUCUGUUAAAUAUUUACGCAUGUAACAUCUAUAAUAUUUUUGGGCGUGUUAAUAUUAAGAGAAAAAAGAAGCAAAAUUUUCUUUUUUUAGAAAUAAAAGAUGUAAAUUUUAAAAAUGUACCUUCAAAGAUUUCGUUCAACAGUUAAAAUUCUGUUCUGGUGCUUAUUUUUGCUGCAAAUAAUUCUUUUUGGAAUUUAUUGGUUUUAUCAACAAGAGGAUAGUGUAACCACUGAAAACUAUGUAGUUAUUAGUAGUAAAAACCGAAACAGAAAUAAGCAAGAUGAUUUUGUGUAUUUUAUUACAAAAAAUUUAAAAAAUGAUGAAGGUUUUAAUGUGGAAAAAAACAUAUCAAUAAUUGAUUUGGAAUCUCAUGCAAAUUUUGAAGAUGAUUUUUAUAUUUUUACAGAGUCUGGUCGCAAUUUAAAUAAAAAUGUAACUUGUUUUCGGCAGGGAACAAUUAUUGAUUCCGAUGAAGACAAUAAUACAGCUCUUUAUAAAAAUAUACAGGAAUGUCGUUGCAAAGUAGAAUGGCAUGGGAAAGAUUGUUCUCAACCGGAAAUUAUAUGGCGUGCUUUAAUGACUUCUAGAGUAAGAACUUUAAAAAGUAAAAUCAAAAUCAAUGAAAAAUUAAGAAACAAAAUAAUCUAUAUGAUAACAGGGCAUUUUAUUAGCUUAGAUAUUUUGGAAAUUCAAUUAUUAGAAUUAUCUAAAUCAGUUGAUUAUUUUAUACUUUGUCAAAAACCGUUUAAAACAAAAAAUAUAUUAACAACACAUAAUUUUUACAAUAAAGUAUCGAUAGAGAAGAAAUUAAAAUUAAAGGUAUCUCCUGAGCUUUAUAAAAGAAUUUUAGUAUGUGAUGAGCAAUCACCUAGUAAUAACAUUAGUUCUAAGGGGAAGUGCACACCCAAAUUAGCUUACGAAGGAUUCAAAUCGAAAUUAUCAAAUUUAGAUAAUUUAAAAUUAAAUGAUAUUUUUGUAUUUAGUGAAGAUGAUGAAAUUUUGAAUUAUAGAGCCAUUAAAUAUUUUCAAUAUGGAAAUGACCGUCCUUUCGGCGGAGUAACAAGAUUUCGUUUAAAAUAUAAUGUAUAUGGUUUUUUUUGGCAACAUCCUCUUGGAACCAAAAUCAGUAGUGCUUUAUGUUCCAUAAAUGAUUUAGAAAAAAAUUUUAAAGGUGAUCCUGAACGAUUAUUGAAUACUAAAAAGCCAUCACUUUUAAUAGGUGACUUAAAUCAUAUUGGUGGCUGGUAUUGUAGAUAUUGUUAUCAACCUAAUGAAAUUGUUGAUAAAUUAACAAUAGAAUCAGUAACAAAAUCUGAUGCGAAAAUUUCAUUAGUUCCUCAAAAUUUAAAAACAAACGAAAUACUUUUUCCAAAACAAAUUAAAAACGGUCAAAUUGAUUCUAAUUAUAUACAAAAUUUAAUUGCUAGUGGACUGUACAUAGAUGGUAAAGUAGGUUUAACGAAACAGCAUAGAUAUAGUGAUAAAUAUUAUUCUCCAGAUUACGUUGAAAAUAAUUCUUGGAAAUUCAACAAUCUGUUAGUAAAUAUGUUUGUUUCAAUAAAUGAUGAUUAUGAAUAUAGAAAAUGAAUUAAGUAUGCAUGUAUAAGUUUGAGUUAGUUAAUAAUAAUAAUAAAAAUAUUAUGCAUUAGGAUAGUAUAAUAUAUUUUAAAAGCAUAAGUUGCAAAAAAUUUCAAAUAAUAAUUUAUAAUGCGAUUUCAUAUAAUUUGUACAAGAAGCUGAAAUUUUCAAAUUUUGAUACUUAAAAAAAACAUUUAAAGCAUUUUGAAACAUUCCUUUUUCAAAAUGCUUUGAAGUAUUUCUUUUACAUUUAUACUUUUUCAAAUUGCAAAUUGAACACUUUAAAAUAUAAUUCAAUUAUAUAAAAUAAGUAAUUAAGUUUGAGGUAGUUUAUAAUAAUAUGUGCAUAUGUGCAUAUGUGUAUAUGUGUAUAUGUGCAUAUGUAUGAGCAACUACUGUCCAACUCAUGCGCAUGUACAUACAUAUAUCUUUUGAAACAUAAUAUUUUAGUUUUGGAAUUUGGAACACAUCAAAAACAUGAUAUAAUGCAAUUAAUUUAAUUUUACUGUAACUCUUAUGAAAUAUAAUUUUGUGUUUUUGCUUUGUAUGAUAAAACAUUAUGUGAAUAACAAUGAAAUAAAUUAGAAUAUAUUUAAAUAUACUUAAAAGACUGCUGUAAAAAUUUUUGAAAUUUUCAAAAAUAUUUACGAUAAAGGAUUUUAUUGCCUACAGUGGCAAGAACUGAAGCAUUAAAAAUGCAAAGAAAGAAUCUUAUGUUUCUUUAGCAAGAAAACAAUAUUAUUAGGUACUAAAUGAAUUUAUGAUUGAAGUUUGUAAUUUAUAAGCAUAAAAAAUUUGAAUUAUAUAUAUUUAUACUUUUUUGUUAUUAUAUUUAAAAUAUUAUUUUUAACAUAAGUUAGUUUAAUUUUAUAUUAACAAUAAAAAUAUACGAAAAUUAAAAGUUUUUUGUAUUUUAAAAAUCAAUAAUUCUUUCAUUUAGAUAAGUGAAGGUAUUAUUUCACAUUUAUUAUUUAAUACUAUUUAUUUCAGGUUUUAACUAAU